UAAUCCUGCUGAAUAUAAAAAGUGGCCCUUUGACAUCUUUUGAAUCAGUCUUAGGCUUUCACAUAAGCUAUUGUUUCAUACUUGUCUUCUCAUUAUAGUUGUCUUAAGAUGUUAGCCUUGCUUUUCUUAUGGGGAGCAGUGGUGAUGCUCUGUUGUAGCUGCUGUUUUUUUCUGAGAAGGAGGAGACGUCCAAAUGAGCCACCCAUAGAGAAUGGGAUACUGCCCUACCUUGGAUGUGCUUUGCAGUUUGGAGCCAAUCCAUUCCAAUUCCUCAGGGCAAGAGAAAAGAAAUACGGUCCGAUUUUCACGUGUCGACUGGCUGGCAAAUACGUCCAUUUUCUCACAGAUUCCUUUUCGUAUCAUGCAGUCAUGCAACAUGGAAGGCAUCUGGAUUGGAAGAAGUUCCACUUUGCGACCUCUGCAAAGGCAUUUGGACAUGGGAGUAUUGAUCCAAGUGAUGGAAACACUACUGAGAAUAUGCAACAGACCUUCACUAGAACACUGCAGGGUAAUGCCUUAACAUAUCUCAGUGAGGCCAUGAUGGAAAACUUGCACUAUGUUAUGGUGAAAUCUAGAGAAGCAAAAGUGAGCUCCAAUGACUGGGUCACUGAUAAACUUUAUGAGUUCUGCUGCCGUGUGAUGUUUGAAUCUGGGUUUUUAACCCUCUUUGGCACAGAGUUUAACUCAAACUAUGGGAAGAUCCUUUCUUCUAUCCAAGAAAACCAGAGAGCAAGCAUCCUCCAUGCCCUGGAGAACUUCAAAGCCUUUGACCAAAUCUUUCCAGCUCUCGUAGCAGGUCUACCAAUCCACCUAUUCAAAAGUGCCCACAGUGCACGAGAGAAGCUAGCUGAAACUCUGCUCCAUGAGAACCUUAAAAAAAGAGAAAACAUUUCUGAACUAAUUUCUCUUCGCAUGUUCUUGAAUGACACUCUCUCCACUUUUAAUGACAAGGAAAAAGCAAAGACCCAUCUUGCUGUCCUGUGGGCUUCACAAGCCAAUACAAUACCUGCUACCUUUUGGACCUUAUUCCAUCUUCUUCGGAAUCCAAAAGCAUUGGAAGCAGCUACUGAAGAGGUGAAAAGGAUUUUACAAGAUGUUUCAGGAAAUAUUGGUUCAAGUGGGAACCCGAUUCACUUGAAUCGAAAACAACUGGAUGACAUGCCUGUGUUAGAUAGUAUUAUCAAAGAAGCAAUAAGGCUCUCCAGUGCAUCCAUGACAGUGAGAGUUGCCAAGGAAGAUUUCACGUUGCAAUUAGGCAGCAGCUCCUACAAUAUCCGCAAAGAUGACGUUGUAGCUCUCUAUCCCCAGCUGUUGCAUUUUGAUCCAGAAAUCUAUUCUGAUCCUAUGACAUUCAAGUAUGAUCGUUACCUUAACGAAAAUGGAGAAGAAAAGACAGUUUUCUAUCGCAAUGGCCGCAGAUUGAAAUAUUAUUAUAUGCCAUUUGGAACAGGACUUGCAAAAUGCCCUGGAAGACUGUUUGCAGUUCAUGAAAUUAAGCAAUUUUUGACUUUGUUGCUUUCCUAUUUUGAAGUGGAGCUCACUAACAGCAAUGUGACAUGCCCUUCUUUAGACCAAUCACGGGCAGGACUUGGUAUCUUACAGCCUACAAGUGAUAUUGAUUUCAAGUACAGAUUCAAAGUUCUGUGAACUUAUGAAACAAAGUUGUUUCUUUAUCUUGGAUUCACACACACACAUUAAACUCCUGCAAAGAUUUUGCUCCAGGGAUCUUGGGGAAACUGUCAGUGUUGGCAAUAUGUAUAUGAACAUGUACAUUUAUAUAUCUGAUUUUAAGAAACAUUUUGGGAGUUCUGCAAUAAAAAAGACAGACCACUAAGCAUGACAUCUUAUGCACCUUUUUCAGAGAAAGCUUCCAUUGUAAAUAUGCUGUUGGUGGAUCUUUAGUAGAGUUUUUGAGUCACAAUAGGAGUAAAGCAUGUUGAAGGGUGAAAAAUUGAACAUUGUUUCACUUGAGAGGCUUGAGAGUGCUUACAUCACCCUUUUCUGUAGGAGCCCUUACAUCAUGCUACCAUUUACAUACUUGCAAACAAAAGUUUCAGACAAGCAUGGGUUCAGGGGCACGCUUGUACUGUUUUUGUACCAUACUAUCACUGAUCUCAGGAAGAGUAUGGAAAGCAGAUGCCAAAAAAAGGUUUUUGUUUCCUUUAGUGUCAAAGUAGUUGAAUAUUAAAGAAUCUGUGUUUUGGGAGUAAAUCCAGUUCAUUUUUCAAGUUAGAUCAGUUUAAUCAAGAGGAUGUAUAUAAAUAUUCUGACAUAUGAAGUCUUGUUCAUCAAACAGGGCCGUUCUAGUUGUGUCUAAUAAUCAGAAUUACCUUCGAGUUUUUGUAAAAUGGGUGUGACCGUGUAAGAAAAUAUUGUUUGUUUUUGUUGAUUUUAUAUGAUACUAUUUUCUACAAUAAAGUAUUUUGAUCACUGUUGUUUAUGCAUAAGUAGAUUAGAAAUACAGCAUCACUUUACAAGGUAGUGUUAGGAAAAUUCCCUAUUCUCAGUUCUGUUUCUCCAGCUCAAAUAAAAAUCUGUGAAGAUUCUUAUCCUCAUACACUGUUGUUAGCCGGCAACAUGACAUAUUUAUUA
Molecule: messenger RNA, 2592 nt
Organism: Anolis carolinensis (green anole)
Lineage: Eukaryota; Metazoa; Chordata; Lepidosauria; Squamata; Anolidae
Product: cytochrome P450 7A1
Exons: 6
Coding region: 109-1647 (512 amino acids)
Biological process (GO): cholesterol homeostasis; bile acid biosynthetic process
Cellular component (GO): intracellular membrane-bounded organelle
Molecular function (GO): cholesterol 7-alpha-monooxygenase activity; heme binding; iron ion binding
Source: RefSeq, a predicted model, not a curated record